Phascolarctos cinereus (koala) is the source of this 5665-nucleotide messenger RNA. The record is from RefSeq and is a predicted model, not a curated record. NCBI's taxonomy places the organism in Eukaryota, Metazoa, Chordata, Mammalia, Diprotodontia, Phascolarctidae.
UGCUGCGGGAGACCCCGGGAAGGCCAAGUCAUGACUUCAGGAUCAGUGCACGUGGACUCAAAAGCUGAGCUCACUACUUUAUUAGAGCAGUGGGAGAAGGAACAUGGCAGCGGGCAAGAUAUGGUCCCUAUCCUCACCAGGAUGUCAGAGUUGAUUGAGAAAGAAACUGAAGAAUAUCGUAAAGGAGAUCCAGAUCCAUUUGAUGAUAGACAUCCUGGUCGAGCUGAUCCAGAAUGUAUGUUGGGCCACCUAUUGAGAAUACUGUUCAAGAAUGAUGAUUUCAUGAAUGCAUUGGUGAAUGCAUAUGUGAUGACAAGCAGAGAGCCUCCUUUGAACACCGCUGCUUGCAGACUCUUGUUAGAUAUCAUGCCUGGGCUGGAAACUGCUGUUGUAUUUCAAGAAAAGGAAGGAAUUGUUGAGAACCUGUUCAAAUGGGCAAGAGAGGCUGAUCAACCACUGAGGACUUAUUCUACUGGACUGUUGGGAGGUGCUAUGGAAAACCAAGAUAUUGCUGCCAACUAUAGGGAUGAGAACUCACAGCUGGUGGCUUUAGUGCUCCGGCGACUUAGGGAGCUGCAGGUGCAUGAAAUGACUUUACGGCAGGAAAAUAAACGUCCCAGCCCUCGAAAGUUGUCCUCGGAACCGCUGUUGCCACUGGAUGAGGAAGCGGUAGACAUGGACUAUGGGGAAAUGACAAUGGAUGGAGAACAGGAGGAGACCUCUGGGGAUAUGGAGAUUUCCUUUCACCUUGAUUCAGGCCAUAAGACCAGUAGCAGAGUGAAUUCAACCACCAAACUUGAGGAUGGAGGGUUGAAAAAAAGUAAAAUGGCAAAACAGGGUGACAGAGAUGGCUUCAGAAAAGCCAAACAAAAGUUGGGCUUCUCCACCUCUGAGCCAGAACGCAUGUUUGUUGAGCUCUCUAACAGCAGCUGGUCAGAAAUGUCCCCUUGGGUUAUUGGUACUAAUUAUACCCUUUAUCCUUUGACUUCUGCUAUAGAGCAACGACUUAUUCUUCAGUACUUGACUCCACUAGGAGAGUAUCAGGAGCUGCUUCCCAUUUUCAUGCAGCUUGGAUCAAGGGAGCUGAUGAUGUUCUAUAUUGACUUAAAAAGGACAAAUGAUGUGUUACUCACCUUUGAGGCCCUGAAGCACUUGGCAUCACUUCUGCUCCACAACAAGUUUGCCACAGAGUUUGUUGCACAUGGAGGUGUACAAAAGUUACUGGAAAUUCCUCGUCCUUCUAUGGCUGCUACUGGGGUAUCCAUGUGCUUAUAUUAUCUGUCUUAUAACCAGGAUGCCAUGGAACGAGUGUGCAUGCAUCCCCACAAUGUUCUAUCCGAUGUAGUGAACUAUACCUUGUGGCUAAUGGAAUGUUCCCAUGCAUCUGGAUGCUGCCAUGCUACCAUGUUUUUCUCUAUUUGCUUCUCUUUUCGUGCUGUCUUGGAACUCUUUGACAGGCAUGAUGGCCUUCGUCGCCUGGUCAACUUGAUCAGUACCCUAGAAAUUCUAAACUUGGAAGAUCAGGGUGCUCUUCUGAGUGAUGAUGAAAUAUUUGCCAGCCGACAAACUGGAAAACAUACCUGCAUGGCGCUCCGAAGGUAUUUUGAAGCUCACCUGGCCAUUAAGUUGGAACAGGUGAAGCAGUCACUUCAGAGAACAGAAGGUGGUAUUCUUGUCCAUCCACAGCCACCAUACAAGGCAUGUUCUUAUACUCAUGAGCAGAUUGUGGAGAUGAUGGAGUUUCUCAUAGAGUAUGGACCAGCUCAGUUAUACUGGGAACCAGCUGAAGUCUUCCUCAAACUUUCUUGUGUGCAACUUAUGUUGCAGCUUAUAUCCAUUGCCUGCAACUGGAAAACCUACUAUGCAAGGAAUGAUACCGUACGCUAUGCUUUAGAUGUCCUGGCUAUUCUUACUGUGGUACCAAAAAUCCAGCUGCAGUUAGCUGAAUCAGUAGAUGUGUUAGAUGAAGCUGGAUCCACUGUCUCUACUGUAGGUAUCAGCAUCAUCCUGGGAGUGGCAGAGGGUGAGUUCUUUAUUCAUGAUGCUGAAAUUCAGAAAUCAGCUCUUCAGAUCAUUAUCAAUUGUGUAUGUGGCCCAGAUAACCGGAUCUCUAGUAUUGGCAAGUUCAUCUCUGGAACCCCCAGGCGGAAGUUGCCUCAGCCUCCAAAAAGCAGUGAGCAUACGCUGGCCAAGAUGUGGAAUGUGGUCCAGUCCAACAAUGGUAUCAAGGUGCUCUUGUCAUUGCUGUCCAUCAAGAUGCCCAUCACUGAUGCAGACCAGAUCAGAGCGCUAGCGUGCAAAGCCCUAGUAGGACUUUCUCGCAGUAGCACUGUCCGGCAGAUCAUCAGCAAGCUGCCUCUCUUCAGUAGCUGCCAGAUACAGCAGCUGAUGAAGGAACCUGUUUUGCAGGACAAACGCAGUGACCAUGUCAAGUUCUGCAAAUAUGCUGCUGAGCUAAUUGAACGUGUGUCAGGAAAGCCCCUCCUUAUUGGUACUGAUGUUUCUCUUGCACGGCUGCAGAAAGCAGAUGUGGUAGCCCAGUCUAGAAUCUCCUUUCCUGAGAAGGAAUUGCUUCUCUUAAUCCGAAACCAUCUCAUCUCCAAAGGGCUGGGAGAGACAGCAACUGUCCUCACCAGAGAGGCUGAUCUACCCAUGACUGCUGCCUCUCAUUCCUCUGCCUUCACUCCUGUCACAGCUGCUGCUUCCCCUGUCUCUCUGCCUCGUACCCCUCGCAUUGCCAAUGGCAUUGCAGCCAGACUAAGCAGCCAUGCCAGUGUAGCUUCCUCAGCCUCAUCUGUCCACUCUCAGUCACGGCCUCCACAGGGUCCACUUGCCUUGCCUGGCCCAUCUUAUGCAGGCAGCUCCCCUUUGAUUGGCAGGAUCAGUUUUAUCAGGGAGAGGCCAUCACCCUGCAAUGGCAGGAAAAUCAGAGUGUUAAGGCAGAAAUCGGACCAUGGCGCCUACAGCCAAAGCCCAGCCAUAAAAAAGCAGUUGGACAGACAUCUUCCUUCCCCUCCCACGUUGGACAGUAUCAUCACAGAAUACCUUAGGGAGCAGCAUGCUCGCUGCAAGAACCCAGUUGCCACCUGUCCCCCCUUUUCUCUUUUUACCCCUCACCAGUGUCCUGAGCCAAAACAAAGGCGGCAAGCGCCAACAAAUUUUACCUCGAGACUAACCCGCAGAGCAGCCUUUCCAAAGUACGGAGGGGUAGAUGGUGGGUGCUUUGAUAGGCACCUCAUCUUCAGCAGGUUCCGUCCCAUUUCAGUGUUUCGGGAAGCAAAUGAGGAUGAAAGUGGCUUUACCUGCUGUGCAUUCUCAGCCCGAGAGAGGUUUCUGAUGCUUGGCACGUGUACGGGGCAGCUGAAACUUUACAAUGUAUUCAGUGGGCAGGAAGAGGCUAGUUAUAACUGUCAUAACUCUGCCAUCACACACCUUGAACCGUCUCGGGAUGGAUCUUUGUUGUUAACGUCUGCCACUUGGAGCCAGCCCCUUUCUGCACUCUGGGGGAUGAAAUCAGUGUUUGAUAUGAAGCAUUCCUUCACAGAAGACCACUACGUAGAGUUCAGCAAGCACUCACAGGAUAGGGUCAUUGGCACAAAAGGGGACAUUGCCCAUAUUUAUGACAUUCAGACUGGCAACAAGCUGUUGACUCUCUUUAACCCAGAUCUUGCCAACAACUACAAGAGGAACUGUGCCACGUUUAAUCCUACAGAUGAUCUAGUCUUAAAUGACGGGGUCCUCUGGGAUGUCCGCUCUGCACAGGCCAUACAUAAGUUUGACAAGUUCAACAUGAACAUCAGCGGUGUUUUCCAUCCUAACGGACUAGAAGUCAUAAUUAAUACUGAAAUUUGGGACCUGCGGACUUUCCAUCUGCUGCACACAGUCCCAGCUUUGGAUCAGUGUCGUGUAGUUUUCAACUAUACUGGUACAGUGAUGUAUGGAGCUAUGCUACAGGCUGAUGAUGAAGAUGACUUAAUGGAAGAGAGGAUGAAAAGCCCCUUUGGGUCAUCUUUCAGAACAUUUAAUGCAACAGACUAUAAGCCUAUAGCUACCAUUGAUGUGAAACGGAAUAUUUUUGACCUGUGCACUGACACUAAGGACUGUUACCUUGCUGUUAUUGAGAAUCAAGGCAGUAUGGAUGCCCUGAACAUGGACACAGUAUGCAGGUUGUAUGAGGUGGGCAGGCAGCGCCUGGCAGAAGAUGAGGAUGAGGAAGAGGAUCAGAAGCGGAUGGAGGAAGAAGAACAGGAGGAAGAAGAUGAUGAUGAAGAUGAUGAUGACACAGAUGACCUUGAUGAACUUGACACUGAUCAGCUGCUGGAGGCAGAGUUGGAGGAGGAUGAAAACAAUGAGAACGCUGGCGAGGAUGGUGAUAAUGACUUCUCUCCUUCAGAUGAAGAGCUGGCUAACUUGCUUGAAGAAGGAGAUGAAGGGGAAGAUGAAGACUCUGAUGCUGAUGAGGAAGUUGAAUUGAUACUGGGAGACAUGCUUCACUGCCCAUCUGUGGCCAAACUCAUGAAUUUUGGGGAAAUAACCCCUAUGAUCUCCAGCGGGUUUUCUUAUAUAUAGUCCAGUCAGCACUUUUAAAGGUGCUGAUAGCUCAGAUAACUCCGAUUUGGAAGACGACAUCAUCUUAUCUUUGAAUGAGUGAGGAGCGAUCAUCAUAUGGAUGCCCACUGAAGAAAUUCUAUUCCUGGCAGGCAGGAGACCAAAUGAGCAGCGAAUUCAAAACAAGCCUCCCUGACACCUCUUCUCCCCUCUCUCCCAUCCCUGUCGCUGUCCCUCUCCCAGGGAUAGCUGCUUUUUGACAACCUGUAGGCUUCAAGCUUGGAGGGUUUUGGCUUAAGCAGAGAAUCAGUUGUGCCCAACAGUGGCCAUUUAAUAAAGAGAUCAGGGGUUAGGCCCUUUUUCUGCCUUCUUUUCCCCACUUCCUCCAGGAUGGACAAAUCUUUCCUUAAGGAAAAGCCCCACUUCUCUGGGGAUAUUUCACAAUAUAUUUUCUUUGUAUAAAGUUCUUUACUAAAGAACAAGAAAUAGUUUUAUAUAAAAGCAAAAAAAAAAAAAUUGCAGGUGUUUAUAGCAAAGAGGGUGUGAACUUAUAUCCACCGGGUACCUUGUCCCCUAAGCUUCAUUUCCUUUGGGAAAAAGUGAUGCCCAAAGAUCAAUAUAAAGAGGCGUUUUUACACAAGUAUUUAAAAUGAAAAGGAAAAUCGUGGUUUCUUAAAUUGAUAAGGAUUAAGACUAUUUUAUUAUAAAUAUAAUAUAUGAUUUUUAAAAAAAAAAAAGUUUUGUUGCCUCAUGCUGUCAGGAUGUUGGUGUUUUUUUCCUUGACUUGAGGUGCCUUCGUGCCAGAGCUGGGGAGGAAGGCAGACAUUGACUGCUGUUUGCCAUGUAUAUGCACACAUUCAUUCACCCACCCUUACAGAAUGGCAGGCAGGAGCAAGUCCUAGCAUUUUGGUCAUUGUGGAUACUGGUUUUGUGGAGAUGAGGGAACUUGUGAUAUAAGUUCACUCCCUCUAUUUUUCUUCGUGAUUCAGUUUUUUUUUUAAUCUUUUUUUUCCCCUUUCUUCUGUGUGGAAAUUACAAAUCAAAGGCCUUUUUCUUUAAUGUAAAGUGUAUUUAUUUAAAAAAAAUACAAAAUAAACUACAAGUCUGUCUUUGUUUA